ACGGAACCGAAUGAACUUCCGGUGAAUGUAAGGUAAUGUAAAAAUAUGUUUGAUGGACAUUGAUUCAAGGAAAUAUUUCAGGUGUCAUGUCGUUCAGCAUUGCUCGAAAUUUUCGGACAUCUGCACUUGUUCUAGUUCUCAUAAAGGUGCUAUCACAUGCACAUGCAGAUAAGAGUUUUGAAGAUGUGCGUUGCAAAUGCAUCUGUCCACCCUACCGAAACAUCAAUGGACAUAUCUACAAUAGGAACGUAUCCCAGAAAGACUGUAACUGUCUGCAUGUGGUGGAGCCCAUGCCAGUGCCUGGCCAUGAUGUGGAGGCCUACUGCCUGCUCUGUGAGUGCAAGUAUGAAGAACGAAGCAGCAAUACUAUCAAGGUGACCAUUAUCAUCUACUUGUCAGUGGUAGGAGCUCUUCUGCUCUACAUGCUUUUCCUGCUUCUAGUUGAUCCUCUGAUCCGCAAAUAUAAUCCCUACACUAUGCCACUGCAGAAUGAGGAGGAUUCAGAGGAUGUCAGGCCUUGUGUGGAUGGUUCUCAGGGCCGUGGAAAUACAGUGCUCGAGAGGGUAGAGGGAGCACAGCAGCGCUGGAAGAAACAGGUCCAGGAGCAACGCAAGACCGUGUUUGACCGCCAUAAGCUGCUCAGCUAAACCAUCAGGCUGAGUCAGGCACUGUGGGAAAAGGGUAGACUGGGCACCAUUGACAAAGAUAACAUGCAUAAUGGUCUUAGAAUUUCAAUUUUAUGAGCAUGUCAUUUGUCUUGAUGUCUUUAUAAUCUUUCAAAGGCUAAUUUGGUUGUAUUCCACGUUCAUAUUGAAGCUUGAGCUAUGAAAUAAGAAAGCAACAUGUUUAAGUUGUUUAGAAUGCUAUUAAGUUGACUUGCCAUCAACUUGGACAUAAAUGAAAAGAAUCUGCAAUCUCCACUUUGUCUCACUCCAAUGAUCACCUUUACAUUUCUUACCAUAUAACUUGAAUUUGUGACUGCUGUCCCUACUGUGCUCUGAAGUUACUUUGCAAAGGAAGAGAUUGCUGAGAAAAGCAGUGUAAUUGUGAAAGACUGAUGUGAAACUGUAGAUAAACUUAAAUGUAUAGAAUGAGACCCAUUAUUGUUUUAUAUAUAUAUAUAUAUAUAUAUAGUUUGCUAAUUUAAAGAUGGCACAUCUCACAAUCAUAUAUUUUAAGACAUUGUAAUGUUGACCUGUUGUAAUAACCUAACUUACAAAUGUAUAUAUUUUUCAUAAUAGUAAUGGCAAUAAGCUUAUAGUUCUAAUUGGUCACUACCUUCAAUCAUACUAUAAAAAUAUGCUAUAUUUGCUAUUUUCUGUUUUGUAAACAUACAAAAACUCUGCACUCUAAAAAAAAAUCUAAAUAUGUAGGAUUUUUAGAACUUAUUUAUAACUGUUUUUGCUUGACUAUCAUAUUUGUUGCUAAUAUUUGAAUGACUUGCAGCUGUUUUACAUCUGAAAAAUCCUUGCUUAUGUGAAAAUGCACAACAAUAUUAAAUGUACUGAGU
Molecule: messenger RNA, 1510 nt
Organism: Xyrauchen texanus (razorback sucker)
Lineage: Eukaryota; Metazoa; Chordata; Actinopteri; Cypriniformes; Catostomidae
Gene: tmem9
Product: transmembrane protein 9
Exons: 6
Coding region: 87-647 (186 amino acids)
Cellular component (GO): lysosomal membrane
Source: RefSeq, a predicted model, not a curated record